Molecule: messenger RNA, 312 nt
Organism: Acaulospora morrowiae
Lineage: Eukaryota; Fungi; Glomeromycota; Glomeromycetes; Diversisporales; Acaulosporaceae
Source: the annotation of a GenBank genome assembly
AUGACUAAUACUGUUGAGAGAUUAUGGAAAAAUUUUAUAGAGUAUGCCAAAGCAUAUACCGAAAAUGAUAAUCUUUUGAAAUAUGAUGUUUUCUUCCAUAAGUUGGUAUAUCAUAUGCGAUAUAAGGAGCAUAUAUCAAUCCCAGAUAAAAUUGGUCAACCUGAAACUAUGAGAAAAAAAGAGAUUAUUACCAAGCAACCUACCUUAUCCAAUAUAACGAAAGCCGAUCAAAGGGCACUUGACGAUUUUCUAAAUACAUGGAAUAAGGCAGUUAGCUCAUUAUACCCUAAAGAUAUUGAGUCUUGUCCAUAA